This is a messenger RNA of Spodoptera litura, 1176 nucleotides long. RefSeq lists its product as uncharacterized. The record is from RefSeq and is a predicted model, not a curated record. Lineage: Eukaryota; Metazoa; Arthropoda; Insecta; Lepidoptera; Noctuidae. Gene Ontology annotation, molecular function: cysteine-type peptidase activity. Gene Ontology annotation, biological process: proteolysis.
CUUGGAGUGAUAAUGCUAGCUUUAUUUCUGAUCUGUAUUUUCUUUGGUGUAGACUUUUCGUCUACUGCCAUUACUUCAUACUCUCUAGAUAAUGUGGACCAACACUUCAAUGACUUCGUCGUGAAAUAUAAUAAAAUGUACGCUGACGAAGAAGAAAGAUUAAAUAGAUCUCAAAUAUUCGCUGAGAACUUAAAGAAGAUUAUUGAAUUGAAUGCAAGAAGAGAAUCACAUCUUUACGAUGUAACACACUUCAUGGACCUCACGCAAGAAGAGUUCACCAUGAGAUACACUGGUUUGAGCGAAAUCUUUCUCACAAAUGACUGCCCCUACUUAUUCGAUGAGGACAUUGAAGACGUCGAUGCUCCUGAAUCCUUCGACUGGCGUGAUCAUAAUGCUGUGACUCCAGUUAAACACCAAUAUGAAUGUUCAAGUUGUUAUGCGUUCAGUGCGAUUGCAAACAUAGAAAGUCAGGUAGCCAUCAAGUAUAAUACACAGGUUGAUUUAUCAGAACAGCAGAUUGUCGACUGUAACAGCAGAACUCUAGGUUGUACGGAAGGACUUAUGGCACCGACUUUCAGGUAUCUGAUGAAAGCUGGGGGAGCCGUAAGAGAACCAGACUACCCCUACUUUGGUUAUCAAAGUCAAUGCUACUUCAAUCGUUCGUGGCCGCUAUUUAACAUCUACCCUCGGUCGCCGCCAGUCCAAGUGACCAGCUGUAAUUCGUUACGUCUUACCUCGCAAGAGAAGGUGAAACAAUUGCUAUACAAAUACGGACCUAUAUCUAUCGCAAUUCGAGCAGACAAAUUCCGGUAUAUAGGACGUGUUGGCAUAAUUACUGAUCAGUUUUGUACUGGGCCACUAAACCAUGCUGUACUUCUUGUCGGUUAUGGAACAGAAAAUGGCAUGCCAUAUUGGAUUGUGAAAAAUUCUUGGGGUUCAGGUUGGCACGACCAGGGGUACUUCAAGAUGCAGCGCGGAGAGCAUGCAGAGUCAUGUGGCAUGAUGAAUGCUGCGAUGGCGAUAGCCUUCAUCGCAUGAUUUUUAUGACAAUAGUCGGUUGCCACUGCUACUUGUUGUUUUUGGUAAAACACCGUUUGGGUGAUUUCAUAAGAAUUUAAUAAAAUCAUAUAUAAAUAAUAAUCUGAAUUGAAUUUGAAGGGUUUUUAAAUAAAAGUU